AUGUCGAAAUCAAAAUCAGCGAAACGAAAGCGAAACGCGCAGCUCGAAGACCCCCGGAAAACUCCAAAGACCCAGGCGGCGACCGGCGCGACGCUCGUUACUCCACCCCCAGACGAUCCGAAGAGCAUACACACAGUCAUCUCGGAAGAGGAGCUCGAGAUUACCGUCGAUACCCUCAAGACCCUUGCUCAAUUCCCUGGCCUUAUCAAGACGAAGGCAUGCAAGGAUCUCCGCGUGGCCUCCUAUGACUUCCGCCAAGCGUGCACGACUGGCUCGAUUGCCGCAGAGGGCGCAAAUCUUUCGGCACGAGUUUCAGCAGCGUUAGCAGACGAAAAAUACAUGGAAGCGAGGAUCCUGCUGGCAGAGAUGAAGAUCCGAAGUCAAGAGCCCAAGCUGGGGACUCUUUGUCGCUGGGUUCGCGAUCUCGAUGUCAUCAGCGGCCUGUCGCAACCGGACAGUGUUGCCAAUGGCGGCAAUAUUGAGCGUACACCAAGGGAGCAGGAUCUCCUCGCUGUCCUCGACUUAAUUCUGCGCGUGUGCGGCCAGAUCGAUACCAACACCAAGGCCGUCGUCCGCGACCUGCCCUCGACCUUCUACCCGAGCAUCACCCUCCAACCCACUUGGGAUCUCAGACCUUCCACCACACCGCUCGAAGUGUAUGCGUCGGUACUAGACAAGACAAUCUUCGAGUCAGCGCCACCUGGAUUGUCUACAGCACUACGGACGAUCGAAACGACGCCGGGCCCCCAACGAAAGCCUCCCAACCACUACCCCGCGAUCCUAUACACAUCGAAACCAAACUCUAUCCCGCUCGCAGACAAGGGCCCGGAGGUUGAAUGGGUCAAGCACCCCCACGUUCCGGGGCUUGGUCUUAUAAAGAAUGUUCUCUCGGUUGAGGAGUGCAAGGGCAUCAUCGCCGCCGGAGAGCACGUCAAGUUCCUCCCCGAUGCGCCCCUGCGCGAGGAUGGCGACACCAGCAUCCUGGCGCAUAACUUCUAUUGGGUCGUCGACACCGAGUUCCACGACCGUCUCUGGUCACGCGUGUCUCCGUUCGUCCCUCAAUCGGUAGAUGGCCGUCUGGUCCGCGGCAUCAACCGCCGGUUCCGCGUCUACCGCUAUGUCCCAGGUGCUGAGUACAGGUCUCAUAUCGAUGGUAAUUGCUCAAUCCACCCUCUCUCAUAUUCAUCGUUUGUAAUUGCUGACGCUGAUUCUCUCGCAGGCGCUUGGCCGCCUUCAGGCAUCCUCCCAGACGACACGUAUGUAUACGACGCAUCACCGGCAGACAAGAAGCAGAGCUCGCUAUUUACAUUCCUCAUAUACCUCAACGACGAAUUCGAAGGCGGGCAGACGACGUACUUCUUGCCAGCAGCGCGCGAAGGAACGCUGAAUGCGUACCCGGUCCAGCCCGUGAUGGGCUCCGUCGCGCUCUUCCCGCACGGAGACACAAGGUUGGCGCCGCUGCACGAAGGCACGGGAGUAACGAAGGGAGCAAAAUACGUGAUACGCACCGAGGUGGAAUAUGAUGUAGAGCCCACUAAAGAGGCAUGA
Molecule: messenger RNA, 1548 nt
Organism: Clonostachys byssicola
Lineage: Eukaryota; Fungi; Ascomycota; Sordariomycetes; Hypocreales; Bionectriaceae
Source: the annotation of a GenBank genome assembly